UAUCCUUUUCUUCCAUACGUCUCUCCUGAACCAAGGGAGGCUAACCACCGUCUCUCUUCCUCUCAGUAUCUGCUAUAUAUAUUUCACUUUCUUCUUCGAUCGAUCUACUCCCAAAAUUUCAGGUCAUCAUCGACUGGCUUAAUUUCCGUAUAUAUAUAUAUGGAGAUGGAGAACUAUCAAAUGUUCUUUCCUUGUUCAUCGAACAUGGCUGCAACAAACUCAUCACCUCAAGUAAUUAAUUAUAACGGUGCUACAACUACAUUUCAUGGAGAUGCAACGCCAAAUGGGUUGUUCAAGUUGAAGACAGAGAGUUUUGUCCAAAGAUCGGAUGUGGUUAAAGGAAGUCAAAAUGAUCUUCUUCCUCGGAUGGGAGGGAAAAGUGAAGUGGGAAAUUCCUCAGGUGCAGGAAAGAAAAUUAAGGAGAAGAAGAUCAGGAAGCCUAGGCAUGCAUUCCAAACCAGGAGUCAGGUUGAUAUACUGGACGAUGGUUACCGGUGGAGGAAAUAUGGGCAGAAGGCAGUUAAGAACAACAAAUUUCCCAGAAGCUACUACAGGUGCACACAUCAAGGAUGUAAUGUAAAGAAGCAAGUCCAAAGGUUAACCAGAGACGAAAGCAUUGUAGAGACUACUUACGAAGGGAUGCAUACUCAUCCCAUACAGAAGCCUAGCGAUAAUUUUGAGCAAAUACUCAGUCAGAUGCAGAUUUACUCAUCCUUUGGAAUGUGAAUCUGAAUUUACAACGAUUGCUGAAUCUGUGUUCUUGAGUCUGUGAAAGAUAUGUGGAUUCCAAUUUAGUCUUAGUUCUUGGUGUGUGCAUGAGAUAAAGCUGCAAUAUUACUAGCUUUAAGAGGAGUGUGUAAGUAGCAGAUGAAGUAUAUGACAUGGGAGGAACAAUUUCAGUGUUUGCACUCUCUUGAAUCUUGAUCAGAUAAUGCUUGCUUUAAUUUUUCCUUUUUCAUCAGCUGUAAUUUUCCUUAAUUGUUCAAAUCUAUUAACAUAUGAACAUGUUUCUGCCUUUGUAAUUUGUAGCCUGUAUUAAAUAUGCCAAAAAUCA
Molecule: messenger RNA, 1054 nt
Organism: Rubroshorea leprosula
Lineage: Eukaryota; Viridiplantae; Streptophyta; Magnoliopsida; Malvales; Dipterocarpaceae
Source: the annotation of a GenBank genome assembly